GAUCCUGCAACAGGUACACUUUCAUCUCUAGUGCAUGCUGGCUACAUACAUAUAGCCUAUGUGUGUAGGAUUUGGGGUGAGGGCAACUAUGUGUUCUCAACUAACAAAUCUCACAGUUUGAUUUUGUCCACAAGUAAUGAUUUGCCUAACGCUUACAUAAAAUGAGCAUGUUGUAGUCUUCUUUUUGUAGCACAGGUGUUGCGGAGGGUCAAAACCAAACUGUUUUGGUUCUCCUCAGGCCAAAAUGGAAGAACUGCACUUGUUCCGUGGAGACACGGUGCUAAUGAAGGGAAAGAAACGCAGGGAGACAGUAUGUAUCGUUCUUACUGAUGACUCUUGCCAGAAUGAGAAGAUUCGAAUGAACCGCGUCACCCGUAACAACCUCCGUGUGCGCCUUGGAGAUGUGGUCAGUGUACAGGCCUGCCCGGAUGUGAAGUAUGGAAAGAGGAUUCAUGUACUCCCCAUCGAUGACACUAUUGAAGGGUUGACUGGGAACCUCUUUGAAGUUUACCUCAAACCAUACUUUCUGGAAGCCUAUCGUCCUGUACAUAAAGGUGAGAAUCGACAGAAUCACUUAUGGUGCCUACAAAAACACCUCCAUUAAGCUGUUCCCUUCCUUCCAGACUCACUUGUCUGCCAUUUUCCCCUUGCUACAAGCAAGCCAACUGGACUAGCAAAGUAGAACCACGUUUCUCUGUUUCGCUUGUGCAGUCUAACCAUCUUUACUGAUGAGGAAUUGGAGCCAUUUUUUCAGUUGCCUCUUAACCAGUGGUGGGAUUCAAG
Messenger RNA from Thamnophis sirtalis, 783 nucleotides. The record is from RefSeq and is a predicted model, not a curated record. Lineage: Eukaryota; Metazoa; Chordata; Lepidosauria; Squamata; Natricidae.